CUCGCCCCGGAGCGCCGCCGUAAGCAGACAUGGCUUGCGCCUUCCGCCGCUCCAUCGCCUGUCAGCUUUCCAAAGUUUUGGACCUUCCACCAGAAAGCUUGAUCAAGUCCAUAUCUGCAGUUCCAGUUUCCAAAAAACAAGAAGGAGCAGAUUUUCAGCUUUCUGUGGAUUCUUUACUGGAAGAUAACAGUGGCCGCUCAAGACCGGAUAGCCAAGCUAAAGCCGAUAGACUAGCAGAGAAGCUUAAAUGUGGUUCAGUGGUGAGUGAAAUCAGCACCGGUCCAGGGACUGUAUGUUUCAAAAUAAACCGAGAGCUGUUGACAAAGGCAGUACUGCACCAAGUAAUGGAAGAUGGCUCAGAAUACGGACUGAAAAGUGAACUAUUCUCUGGUCUUCCUCAGAGGAGGAUUGUGGUUGACUUCAGUUCACCUAAUGUUGCCAAGAAAUUUCAUGUUGGACAUUUGCGUUCCACUCUCAUAGGGAAUUUUAUAGCAAAUCUCAAAGAAGCUUUAGGACAUAAAGUAACAAGAAUAAAUUACCUUGGAGAUUGGGGCCUGCAGUUUGGUCUUCUGGGAGCUGGUUUCCAACUGUUUGGCUAUGAAGAAAAACUCCAGUCUAAUCCUUUACAGCAUCUCUUUGAAGUUUACGUACAAGUCAAUAAAGAAGCAGAAGAGGACAAGAACAUAGCACAGCUGGCGCAUGACUUCUUCCGGCAGCUGGAGCUGGGAGACGUGCAAGCACUCUCGCUGUGGCAGAGGUUCCGGGACCUAAGUGUUACCGAGUAUGUUCGGAUUUACAAGCGUCUGGGAAUAUACUUUGAUGAAUAUUCAGGAGAAUCAUUUUACCGUGAAAAAGCUCAAGCUAUCUUACAGUUGCUGGAGAGAAGAGGACUUCUACAGAAAACCGCGUAUGACUACUACUGUUCUUUAACAAGAAAAGGAAGUGCUGUUGUAGAUCUUUCUGGGAACGGUGACCCCUCUGCUGCGUGCACUGUGAUGCGAGCUGAUGGGACUUCUCUCUAUGUGACCAGAGAUAUUGCAGCUGCUCUAGAUCGAAUGGACAAGUAUAAUUUUGAUGCGAUGAUUUAUGUGACAGAUAAAGGACAACAAAAGCAUUUCCAGCAAGUGUUCCAGAUACUGAAGAUCAUGGGCUGUGACUGGGCAGAAAGGUGCCAGCAUGUACCGUUUGGAAUAGUGCAGGGAAUGAGAACACGGAGAGGAGACGUCACUUUUCUGGAAGAUGUUUUAAAUGAGAUUCAAACGAGGAUGCUUCAGAACAUGGCUUCCAUCAAGACAACUAAAGCUCUGGAGUGUCCAGAGGAGACUGCAGAGAAGCUCGGGCUUGCAGCGCUCAUCAUUCAGGACUUCAGAGGCUUACUCUUAUCUGACUAUCAGUUCUGCUGGGAUCGUGUUUUCCAAAGUCGUGGGGACACAGGAGUCUUCCUUCAGUACACACAUGCACGUCUCCAUAGUUUGGAAGAGACUUUUGGAUGUGGCUACCUGAAUGACUUCAAUACUACUUGUUUACAAGAGCCACAGUCUGUUUCCAUUCUUCAGCAUCUGCUCAGGUUUGACGAGGUGCUUUACAGAUCAUCUCAGGACCUUCAGCCCAAGCAUAUCGUUCGUUACCUUUUAACUCUAAGUCAUCUUGCAGCUGCAGCACACAGAAAACUCCAGAUAAAAGACAGUCCUCCUGAUGUGGCUGGGGUAUGGCAUGGCCAGACUUCAUCUGUUCAAAGCUGUACGUUCUGUCCUAGCCAAUGGAAUGAAACUUCUUGGAAUAACACCUGUAUGUAAGAUGUAAUUUUUAAUUAAAGUGUUUUUUAACAAUA
Jaculus jaculus (lesser Egyptian jerboa) is the source of this 1831-nucleotide messenger RNA. RefSeq names its product arginyl-tRNA synthetase 2, mitochondrial (gene Rars2). NCBI's taxonomy places the organism in Eukaryota, Metazoa, Chordata, Mammalia, Rodentia, Dipodidae. Gene Ontology annotation, biological process: mitochondrial translation; arginyl-tRNA aminoacylation. The transcript has 20 exons. Gene Ontology annotation, cellular component: mitochondrion; cytoplasm. The record is from RefSeq and is a predicted model, not a curated record. Gene Ontology annotation, molecular function: ATP binding; arginine-tRNA ligase activity. Bases 30 to 1796 code for a protein of 588 amino acids.